Messenger RNA from Spodoptera litura, 2194 nucleotides. It is a transcript of the gene Ist1, whose product is annotated as increased sodium tolerance 1-like protein. NCBI's taxonomy places the organism in Eukaryota, Metazoa, Arthropoda, Insecta, Lepidoptera, Noctuidae. The record is from RefSeq and is a predicted model, not a curated record. Gene Ontology annotation, biological process: protein transport.
AUUUUAUCGUCUGGAACGCCCGUUUCAAUGAUUCGUGCGUGCGGUGAUUCAUACAGAUUGCAAACAAUAAAUAAAAUUACGCGUUAGUCAUUCGUAAUCUCUUGUGAAUUAAAAAUUAUUGUUAAAUAUUAACUAUAUUCAAAAUGUUUUCCACAAAUCCUAACUACACUAAGCUCAAAACUCACUUGAGACUUGCUAUAAAUAGGCUAAAAUUGCUAGAGAAGAAGAAAACGGAAUUAGCUCAGAAAGCCAGGAAGGAAAUUGCUGAAUAUAUUGCUGCUGGUAAAAGCGAGAGAGCUAAGAUACGCGUGGAACAUAUCAUCAGAGAGGACUACAUGGUGGAAGCUAUGGAAAUAGUAGAGAUGUACUGUGACCUCAUACUGGCAAGGUUUGGCCUUGUGACGCAGAUGAAGGAGCUUGAUGAAGGACUUGCUGAGGCGAUCUCUAGCCUCAUAUGGGUUGCUCCUAGAAUGCAUACCGACGUUCAGGAACUGAAAAUAAUAUCAGACCUACUCACAGCUAAAUACGGAAAGAUCUAUGCGGAUGCCUGCAGAAAUGAAAAUGUGAAUACUUUGAGUGACAAGUUAAAACACAAGAUGUCAGUGCAAAGUCCGCCUAAAAUACUUGUAGAGAGGUACCUGAUAGAGAUAGCUAAGAAUUAUAAUGUUGAGUAUGUACCUGAUGAACAAGUCAUGAGGGAGGAAGAAGGUAGGGACGCAAUGUUAAUAGACAUUAACGGUCCUCCAAUGCCUCCUGGUUUCAUUGGUUACCCGCAGCAACCAACUAUGACCAUGCCCAACCUGCCGCCGCCGCCACCACCAACAGUGACUCCGUUUGCUUAUCCUUCUCAACCAUCGGGCGGGAAAGUAGGUGGUUUUAUCGCGACUCCGCCGGCUUCGUAUGGCGGGCCCAGUCAGUCACCAAUGGGCUAUCAUCUGCCUCCUGGAGUCGAUUCUAAAUCCUUAAGCAAUAGCUUCUUGCAGGAUGAAAUGAGCAAUCUGCCUCCUGCUUAUGACAGCAUCCACCAUGAUUUGCCGCCACACGUGCCGAGUCCACCAGCCCCGAACGUGCCGACGCCGCAGCCCCGUUCUCGAGUCCCCAACCCGAAUCACUUCCCAGAGCUUCCCGACCUGCCAUCAGUACCAUCAGACCUCAUCCUCCCAUCAGUACCUCACAGUAACAACUCAAAUACUUCAAACAAUCAUCCCAACGCGCCCAAUGCCCCUGAUGAAAUAGAUUUCGAUGAUCUGAACCGUCGCUUCGAAGAGUUGAAGAAGAAAAAGUAAGGUAGAAUAAAUUGCCAGUCACUUAAGAUGCGGGAUUUGGAACGUUUCUACUUGAAGGAUAGUUACUAUUUUUGCCUUAUAAUGGAUAUUGUCUAUAUCUAUUUGUCUGUUGAUUAAGUUACUACUAAAGAAAAUUUUCGCCGACUUGCAUUUAGAGAGAUCGAUGAAGCUAUUUAGAGGUUCGCAGAAUCGUGUCUUUUUGUAUUUUAUUGUGUCUGUACUGAAUUGGCGUGACGAUAUCUACGACUAUUUACUGCAAUGUAAGUUGUCAAAUACUAUUUUAUCUCUAGUUGCUAAAUCUACCGACAGAUAGGUUAGAUAAUGGUGGUAAAUGUACGGGAGCGUACCGAAAUCGUUAUUCAUUAAAAAUAUUUUUGAGAUUAGUAUGGUCACAAAACCCGCAAGUAUACGACUGGCCUAAUAUAAGAUUAGCCGACGCUCACUUUUGAAUCUGAAUUUAUAUAAGUGUUGUUAACAGUAUUUGUAUUAAAAGAGCAUCGAUAGUUUUGUACUUCUGACACCGAAUGAAUUAAAUUCUUUGGUUAAAUUUAUUAAACGACUAGUUGGACACAACCAAUAAGCAAUAUUAAAGUAUGUGUAUGUGAUAUUUUGUUCAAAACUCCACAAAUAAAGAAGUAUGUAACCAAUAAUUUUAAAAUCGAUGCUUUAAUGAUCAAAAAUUAUUUGAUUUUCGCCAUUAGUAAAGUAAUUGAUAUUCAUUUUCAUUCACUCGGCUAUGUCUUUGCAAUCUUUGCGCUGUGACACUGAAACAAAAUCGAAUCGAAUAAUAGUCACACGCAUUCUCAUAGAAACAUGUGUUUUUAAUUUAUUUUUAACUUUCCUUAUAUGUUAAGGGCUCGAGCAGACUGGAUGCGUGUGCAUAUACGUGCACGUACCAUUUGAGUUUA